Aspergillus puulaauensis is the source of this 675-nucleotide messenger RNA. Its product is annotated as glycoside hydrolase family 11 protein. Gene Ontology annotation, biological process: xylan catabolic process. Gene Ontology annotation, molecular function: hydrolase activity, hydrolyzing O-glycosyl compounds. The record is from RefSeq and is a predicted model, not a curated record. Bases 1 to 675 code for a protein of 224 amino acids. Lineage: Eukaryota; Fungi; Ascomycota; Eurotiomycetes; Eurotiales; Aspergillaceae. The transcript has 2 exons.
AUGGUCUCGCUAUCCACUCUCCUUUUCGCUUUCACCGCUGCUAUAGGUGUCUUCGCCGCCCCUAAACCAGAAGACCUCUCCCUGCGCGACUCAAGCUUAAUUGAGCGCUCCACCCCUAGCUCCACCGGCUACCACAACGGCUACUAUUACUCCUUCUGGACCGACGGCGGCGGCGAUGUGACCUACACCAACGGCGCCGGUGGAUCGUAUACAGUGCAGUGGUCUAACGUUGGAAACUUCGUCGGCGGAAAGGGAUGGAACCCGGGGAGUACACGAACCAUAAACUACGGCGGAAGCUUCAACCCCAGCGGCAACGGCUACCUGGCCGUCUACGGCUGGACCCAGAACCCGCUGAUUGAGUAUUACAUCGUUGAAUCAUACGGUACCUACAACCCCGGCAGUGGGGGCACAUACCGCGGGACAGUGACUUCUGAUGGAGGGACAUACGAUAUCUACACUGCGGUUCGGUACAACGCGCCCUCGAUUGAAGGCACGGCGACGUUUACGCAGUUCUUCUCGGUGCGCCAGUCGAAGCGCACGUCGGGGAGUGUCACGACUGCUAAUCACUUCAAUGCGUGGGCGGGGCUGGGGAUGAGUCUGGGGACGCAUAAUUAUCAGAUUGUGGCCACGGAGGGGUAUCAGAGUAGUGGGUCGGCUUCGAUUACGGUUUAUUAG